Messenger RNA from Microdochium trichocladiopsis, 2593 nucleotides. RefSeq lists its product as uncharacterized. NCBI's taxonomy places the organism in Eukaryota, Fungi, Ascomycota, Sordariomycetes, Xylariales, Microdochiaceae. Bases 1 to 2487 code for a protein of 828 amino acids. The transcript has 2 exons. Gene Ontology annotation, biological process: transmembrane transport. Gene Ontology annotation, molecular function: transmembrane transporter activity. The record is from RefSeq and is a predicted model, not a curated record.
AUGGGCCAUACCAUCGCACAAAAGCCCACGCAUAGCGGCAGAGAUAGAUCACGGAGAUACCACUUACGGCAGAGAGGUCGAUCGAGUCGACCGCAGCACUCGACUCGGCUACGUUUGCAUCAACGCUCAUGCACCAGUCUUCAGCAAGGGAGAGAGCCCAGGCUCUCAAAGUCUUUGAAACGAAAGCCAAUAGCCCGAGAUUGGCCACUCGUGCGUAAGCGACUGGCUGCCGCUGUGGCCUGCCUCAACACCGCUCUGAUUGGUGUGAAUGCGGGGAUAUACGCUGGAGCCCUGCCCUCAAUCCAGUACGCCAUUGUAGACCUCAACCACUCGAUGGUGUUUGGCAACGUCGGCUUCUUCCUCGGCUUGGCUCUGGUGUCGUUCAUGUGCUGGCCUUUACCUCUUCUCCACGGACGUAAGCCAUACGUCGUGUGCGGCUUGAGUAUCGCUCUGCCACUUAUUUUCCCCCAGGCGAUAGUUGUAAGCGCGCCGAGAUCGCCAUCGACUCCAGUCUGGGAAGUUGUGAUACUCGUCUCAAGGACUCUCAUGGGCUCGGUACUGGGAUUGACAAGCAUGAAUUGUCAUGCGAUGUUGACGGACCUCUUUGGAGCUUCUCUGAUGUCAACGGCCCCUCACCAAGAAUUGAUGGACCAGCGAGACCUCAGACGACAUGGAGGCGGGCUUGGCGUUUGGCUCGGAUUGUGGACGUGGUGUUUUGUUGGCUCAAUUGCCCUUGGGUUUCUUGUCGGUGGUCUCGUGAUUGACAAUGUGGCGCCUGCUAACGCGUUCUACGUCUGCAUCGGGAUGACGGCAUGUGUCCUUGUCGUGAACGUGCUCUGUCCCGAAGUGCGCCGGUCGAGUUGGCGCCGUUAUGUGGCAGAGGUCCAAGUCGGUCAAACGAUAUCAAGGUGUCCUGCAAGAGGUGAGAUCAUGAUGCAACACAUCAAUGAAACACCAAGAUCGUGGGGACAAGACGUCUAUCAUGGCCUCAUCAUGUCCAUGGAAAUGCUUCGCCAGCCAGGCUUUGCGGUAAUGACACUUUUUGCCGCGUGGGUCUACGCACAAGUUGUGCUCAUCAUCAUUCUUCUCGCAUCACUUAGUUCCAGGCUCUACCACCUGCGCCCGACUUAUGUAGGUGCGGUCGUGUCCUCCAUUGCCAUUGGUGCACUUGCUGCAGUUCCUUUCCAGAAGGCGAGCAUAUUCUCACGAUCCCGGUAUCACCCUCAACGCACCAACAGCAUGACGUUCGACCAGACUUUCACUUGGACGUCUCACCUUGUUCGCCGUGCGAUUUUUGUGCUGGCGCUGCCACUUGUUGCGGCUUUGUACGUCGUCGUUUCAACCGGACCACCCUUGCACAUUGCUGCUCCAUCUGCUUUCGCAGCCCUAAUAGGGUUUCUGUCAUGUUUGGGGAUAUCGGAAUGCAACGGCAUGCUGAUGGAGAACUGGGACUGCUCUGACUUACUACCUGUUACGGAAAUCCAUCAAGGCAGCAGAACCCGUCGCAGACUACGGAGUAAUUACUCUUCUUUCCCCCGAGUCAGUGCUGGCCUUGCGAUCACCCACAGUCUGAGCUUCGUGCUCGCUGGUUUCGUGACGAUAGUGGGUGGCCUGCUCCAGCGGAACUUGAGCCAGCGCGCAGCUUCUGGCGCCGUCGCAGGUAUACUAUUGGUGUUAAGCUGCUUGCUCCUGGCUGUCCUCGUUCGUUUCCGGAAUGUGCAGAUCAUCCCAGCUUCCAGGAUCAAGGAGAUGGACAGAUGGACGGUGGAGAGACGAAUCAGUCUUCACAGUCAUGCUCGGGCCUUGGCCAUUGCGCGAUCUCAGGGACGGACCGACCUCGACGAUACCGUUGCUGAGGAACCACGGUGGAGACCUCUACUGUUGGGUAAUCCGACACGUAAACAUCGUCGAAUGAAUCUGCUCGAGCUUGGAGCGCUGAGUCGCUGGAGUGAGAUCCGCAAGCUGAAUCGCCUGGUCGACCACGAUGCCCAUCUGAACCGACAGGCGGUCAGGGCCGCCCAGAAAGAGAUUGGCAGGCGUGCCAAUGAGCUGGUAGGCGACCUGCACGCCCUUGGGGAUGUGGUCGGCAGCGUCAGCAGGCGAAGCCUGCGCAGUCUGCACAGUCACAGUCACAGCCACAGUCAUGACAGCGAUACGGAGCCGUCGACCAAGCACAUGUCUCGUGAGAUUGGCAUGCACGCACCAGUAGCCGGCGCCACGGCCAGAGAGCCCCACACUGUGAAUAGAGCGACGGAUACGUUUGGGGAGAGGGAGCGGCACAUGGUCCAGAUUGUGGAGGAAGAGCUAGAACGUUUCACGGUAGGCGACUGGUCGAACUCCGAAGAGGUUAGUAGUGGCAGCAGUGGGCAGGCGGUGGGCCAUGGCCGGCAGCAAAACUUGCACAAACGCGAGGCCACAGAGGUGGGAGAGUACGGCAUGACGCCUGCAUCCGCCAGAGGGUCGAACCUGGGACACGGGCCUCGAUGAGAGGUUGUGUGUAUGUUUGUGUUGUUGUAUGAUUGUAAGAUUCAUACAUGAAUACAGCAGUAGGGAGGGGAUGCCCAGCCGUGCGACAAGACGUGAGGUAUUCAUA